UAUUGGAGCCACUCUUGGCUGAUUGCUCCAUACUCCUUGUUGAGCAAUAAUCUCAGAGGAUAAACAAGUAUCCUAAACAAGCUUCAGUUAUGGAGAGGUCUGAUCAAGAACAAGAGCCAUCUGACUCUCAAAAGACGGCAGAAAAACAGAUCAGAGACUUUGCAUCUCGGAAACCUGCAGCGAAAUGGGAUACGGAAUUGGUAAUAUUAUUCUAUAUUUUAUCUGUGUCACUGGAUCCUUUGUUACUCUACAGUCUUAUCCUCAACGACGACAGGAAGUGUGUCGUAGUGGACACAAAAUUGGGAAAAAUAGCUAUUGUUUUGCGAUCAUUGGCAGAUCUCUCCUUUAUAGGGCACAUUAUUUAUGAGAUUUCUGGUGAAGCAAAACACCUGAGAAAAGAGAUACCAGGAUUGAGUACGUCUGAUAUGGUGAGAAUUGGGAUGACAAUAUUCCGGUGGCAGUUAAGAAUCCCAAUGGCCAUUUUAGCUGCUCUUCCUGUUCCGCAAAUGGCAAUUUUAGUUUUCUUUCCAAUGCUGAGGGCCUCGAGAGCUGUGAACAGAAUGAGGAUUAUGAAUUCACUUAUUCUGUUGCAAUAUGUGCCACGAAUUUACCCAAUAUACAGAGACUGCAAAAAUCUUAAUAAGAAGAAACUCGACAAUUAUAUUUCUGACCUAGAGCGUAAAACAUGGGUCCCAGGGCUUCUCAAUUUCAUCCUAUAUAUCCUUGCUAGUCAUGUAUUCGGAGCAUUUUGGUAUUUCUUUUCUAUUCAACGACAGAUAGAAUGUUGGGGAUAUGCUUGCCAAAGUGGAAAUGGAUGUGAGUUCCGUAUUUUUGAUUGUGAUGAUGGUACACUCAGAAAUGUCACACUUCUAAAUGAUUUAUGCCCCGUAAAUCCAUCAAAUGCAAAAGUAUUCGAUUUUGGUAUAUAUCUUGAUGCUCUCCAAUCUGGCAUGUUGGGGUCAACAGAUUUUCCGCGAAAGGUCUUGCAGUGUUUCUCCUGGGGAGUACGAAAUCUAAGAUUUCUCUCAUUUUCCUAGUGGAUUCCAGUCCCUUGUUUCUUCUAGGCUUACACUUGUAAGGCCAUCCCCAAUGGUUGGGGCUCUAAAAAUAGUUUAUAGAGCCCCAUUUAGAGCUCCGAUGGAAUCUUUGGGGCUCUAAAGGUAUCUCUCCCACAGUGAGAGGCUCUAUAUUCGGGGCUC
Molecule: messenger RNA, 1199 nt
Organism: Prunus avium (sweet cherry)
Lineage: Eukaryota; Viridiplantae; Streptophyta; Magnoliopsida; Rosales; Rosaceae
Source: RefSeq, a predicted model, not a curated record